This is a messenger RNA of Paramuricea clavata, 654 nucleotides long. The record is from the annotation of a GenBank genome assembly. NCBI's taxonomy places the organism in Eukaryota, Metazoa, Cnidaria, Anthozoa, Malacalcyonacea, Plexauridae.
AUGAUCCGUACCUUCCUUCAACCUUCCUUAACAUUUGCUCUUCGUGCUGGUUUUCCCAAAAAAGAUAAUCUUUUGGUAUACCGUUCCCAGCUCGUGGCCACAGUUCGUAGAAUAUGUGCACUACCAUCCCGUGCUUCUGCUUCCUACAUCUUCGCUCAUAAGCGUGUUGGUGGUCUCGGUCUCCUGGAUCCAACCCUUGAGGCUGAUGUCCAGGCUAUAAUUCAUGCAGUUAAAAUGCUCUCCUGUUCCGACCCGAUUGUAAGCAACAUUGCUAAUGCUGAGAUAAACCAAACUGCCCGACUCGCUAGCCGAUCUAAUCCAACCCCUUCUUUAAAAUCAAAAUACCUGUCUAGCCUCCCCGAUGACCGUUUGACCAACUUACGUUAUAACAUUCAAUCAUUAUGGACCCGAGUUCAUAAAUCGACACGUAACCUUGGUGUUGAAAUUCAAUUCAAUGACAAUGGUCUCCCUGUCCUUUCCACUGAGAACUCUGGUUCUGUUCUUGCCAAAGAAGCCAGUCAUUUUCUUUCAUUUUCAUGUUCAAGAUCGUUUUGCUUCCACCUUACCUUGCUCUUCCUGAUCAAGGAAAAGUGGGCCGUGCGCUUACUACCGACACCUUCGCCAAUGGUUCUACCUGGCAAUAUAAUGGAUUAA